AAUAUAGCGCUAUUUUUGGUAAAAUUCCGGGCGCUUUAUUGUGUGCAGGACGCAGGUGCAUUUGCGUUAGGGAUGAUCGGUAUUAGAAAAAAAUUCACAUCAAUAUCAUAAUCGAAAGCCUAAAAUCGAUGGUCGAAUUUUUCUCAUUUUUGCAUUAAUAAUUGCUAAGGAGAGAAGCACGGGAUUAGGGAUAUCGAACGUAGACGUACGCGUUUUUCGAUUUAAUUAAAUUUUAUUUUGUUUUAAGGAUUUGGAUCAGUACUUUAGUGUAGUUUAUGUAUACAUAUAUAUUUGUGAUUUCUUAGUUUUAUUUAAUAGUGUAGUUAAGAAAAAUUUAUUGAUUACUUAAUCUAAGAAAUACGUGUGGGGAUGAUUUAAAUAAAAAAAAUACACGCAAAUCGCAAUCAAAAAGUGUGUCCAUGUUGUGUAUUGCGUUUAGCUCAAUUGUUAAUAUCGAAAAUGUCUAAUUCUCGUGGAAGUUGGUAUAGUCCUGGUGGCAGACGUUUUCAAGGCAAUAGAGGGCGGCUUACAAGUAGUCUACCACCACCACCUGAUUUGAAAGGCAGAGCAAUCGUUCGCUAUUAUAAAAACCUAAAUAAAGAAUAUCAAAAAAAGAACGUAGUGAUUAAUCUCACAAUUCCGUCUGCCAUCAUAUCUGCUAUAAAUAAAAACUUAAUGUUCAUAGAAACUAUCGCUAAAAUGGAAAAUAUAGAAUUGCCUUUCACAAAUAUUUUUGAAUCUCUUAUGAAACCAAAAACUGAAUCAAUUAAGAGGAAAGAAAGUCCUCAUCCUGAAGAAUAUGAUGUUGCUGAUAAGAGAUACAAAGAAGGUACUAAUAUUUCCCUUAAAAACGUUUUGGUACCCACUGAUACAUAUGUGAAUGAGAAUGAAAAGAUCUUACUUAAUUUAAAAGCUGAGAUAAAUAAUAUAGUUAGGGAUGAACCCAGUACAUUAAGUACACUAUAUGAUAUACUUAUUAAAACUGAACCGAGUUCAUUAAGUACGCUAAAUGAUAUACCUAUUAAAACUGAACCGAGUUCAGUAAGUAUGGCAGAUUACAUACCUAUUAAAAGUGAAUCCUGUUCAUUCAGUACACCAAAUAAUAAACCAAGUGAACCCAGUUCAUUAAGUACACUAAAUGAUAUACUUAUUAAAACUGAACCGAGUUCAGUAAGUAUGCCAGAUUACAUACCUAUUAACAGUGAAUCCUGUUCAUUAAGUACACCGAAUAAUAAACCUUUUAAAAGUGAAUCCAGUUCAUUAAGUACAUUAAAUGAUAUACCUAUUAAAACUGAACCGAGUUCAGUAAGUAUGGCAGAUUACAUGCCUAUUAAAAGUGAAUCCUGUUCAUUAAGUGCACCAAAUAAUAAACCAAGUGAACCCAGUUCAUUAAGUACACUAAAUGAUAUACUUAUUAAAACUGAACCGAGUUCAGUAAGUAUGCCAGAUUACAUACCUAUUAACAGUGAAUCCUGUUCAUUAAGUACACCGAAUAAUAAACCUUUUAAAAGUGAAUCCAGUUCAUUAAGUACAUUAAAUGAUAUACCUAUUAAAACUGAACCGAGUUCAGUAAGUAUGGCAGAUUACAUGCCUAUUAAAAGUGAAUCCUGUUCAUUAAGUGCACCAAAUAAUAAACCAAGUGAACCCAGUUCAUUAAGUACACUAAAUGAUAUACUUAUUAAAACUGAACCGAGUUCAGUAAGUAUGCCAGAUUACAUACCUAUUAACAGUGAAUCCUGUUCAUUAAGUACACCGAAUAAUAAACCUUUUAAAAGUGAACCCAGUUCAUUAAGUACACUAAAUGAUAUACUUAUUAAAACUGAACCGAGUUCAGUAAGUAUGUCAGAUAACAUACCUAUUAAAGACGAACCCAGUUCAUUAAGUAUUCCUGAUUGCAUACCUUUUAAAAAUGAAAAUAUAAUGAAUGAUUGUUUAAACUCUGAAAGGAUCCUAGGUAUAAGAGUAAGACAUUAUAAAUAUGGAUAUCAAGAUAUAAUUACUGGAACAUUUGAUGAGAAAUUAGAAGAAGCUUUAGCUCAAGGUAUUCAAAUAACUUCUGACAAUGAUGUUGUUAGAAAAUUAAACCAUGAUUACUAUAAAGAGUACAAUGAAAUGGUAGGAAAGUUGUCUUAUAAUAAAAUGUUACAAUUUCGUGAAAACUUACCUGCUUACAAGAAAAAAGAAAAUAUAUUAGAUAAUAUUGAUAAAAGUCAAGUACUAGUGAUAAGUGGUGAAACUGGCUGUGGAAAAUCUACACAGAUUCCUCAACUUAUUUUAGACAGAGCUAUGAAUAAUAUGACGGGGGCAAAUGUAAGAAUACUUGUCACUCAGCCAAGAAGAAUUGCGGCAUCGUCAUUAGCUAUGAGAGUUGCUAAAGAAAGAGCUGAAAUGCUUGGAAUUUCUGUAGGAUAUAGUGUCCGAUUAGAAAAGGUAGAAUCGAGACCUCGUGGUAGUAUUAUUUUCUGUACUACUGGAGUGCUAUUAACUGAACUUGAGGUUAAUCAAGCAUUGUCAAACUAUAGUCAUAUAAUACUGGAUGAGGUGCAUGAACGGGAUACUAAUGUAGAUUUGGCUAUGGCUGUGCUAAAACAGAUACUAAAAAAACGAAAAGAUCUAAAACUCAUACUUAUGAGUGCUACGUUGGAUGCAGAAGCAUUGUCCACGUAUUUUGACAAUUGUCCCGUAGUGUUCAUAGAAGGGCUUGCUUAUCCCGUCACAGAUGUUUAUUUAGAAGAUAUCCUAAAGCUAACUCACUACCAGAUAAAGAAGGAAGUGCUAAAGAAACAUAAAAUGCAAAAGUGGAAAAAAUUUGAAAAGAAGGUUCAAUCGAGGGAGGCGAAUGAAUUGGAACAGUAUAUUAAACAUAACGCUGAAAUUGGACCAUGGCUGGAAUCAAUAAAAAACAAUAUACCACUCGAUGUAUACAAAACACUCAAAGACCCAGAAAUUGAGGCAUUCAAUAUAGACUUAAUAGUUGUACUCCUAAAAUACAUAUGCAAUGGAGAGCCAGGCGCAAUUCUUGUGUUCCUACCUGGGAUUGGGGAAAUAACUAAAGUAAUGCGAUGUAUGGAAUUAAGUGGGUUUUUUAACGAAAGACACGAAAUUUAUCCCUUACAUUCAAAAUUGGCAACUCUAGAACAGCAUAAGAUAUUUAUGCGGCCGCCGUUAGGUGUUCGUAAAAUAAUAUUGGCCACGAACAUCGCUGAAACGUCGAUAACAAUUGAUGAUAUAGUAUAUGUUGUCGAUUGUGGGAGGAUUAAAGUGAGCGGUUUGAAUGUUGAACAGAAUAUUUCUACGUUGAAAACUGAAUGGGUGUCUAAAGCUAAUUUACAUCAGAGACGUGGUCGUGCAGGCCGUUGUCAACCUGGCAUUUGCUAUAGCCUGUUAACGUCAUACCGUGCGCAAAAACUUGCCGAUCGGCUUUUACCAGAGUUACAAAGGAGUAAUUUAUUAGAACCGGUGUUGAUGGUGAAGAAAUUGAGACUCGGUUUAGCCUAUACGGCGUUACAGACGGUACCAUCACCGCCCGCUGAGAAAACAGUGGAGUCUGCUGUGAGACACUUGCAGAAAUGUGGUGCCCUGUACAAAACGGAGACCUUGACACCAUUGGGUUGGCAUUUAGCAAGACUUCCAGUUCACCCCGCAGCAGGAAAAUUAUUAUUGUUCGGAGCUCUUUUCGGGUGUUUGGAUAGAGCAGCGAGUGUUGCAGCAGUAUGGAGCUACAAAGAUCCAUUUCUAUUUGUUAUGGGCAAAGAAUUCGAAAUUAAGGCUGUAAAGCGAAGGUUUGCGAUGGGUGAGCCUAGUGACCACGUGGCGAUGUCUGAAGCGAUUAUGCAAUGGGAAAGUUGUUCAUACAGAGAUCGUCGUUCGUUCGCCUACGAUCAUUUCCUUUCAAACAACACAUUGGAACUGCUGGUUGAUAUGAAGAAACAGCUGGGAGAAAAUCUCACGCAAAUGGGAUUUCUUUCAAGUAGUGACCUACAUGCUCAAUGGGAGAACAGGAAUUGGAAUAAUAUGAGCCUUUUCAAAGCAAUUGUGGCUGCAGCGUUGUACCCCAAUGUAGCACAAGUUCGUUGGCGCAAUUUAAAAAGCGUCAAAAAACAUACAUCCAUUAAGGCAGUUUGCCCUGUAGAUGGCAAAGUCAGGAUCCACAAAAGUAGCGUUAUGACUUGUUUACAUGGUACGCAAAGGCGCGAAGGAAUUUGCAAUAACCCCGGGGCUAACUGGUUGGUUUAUUGGCUAAAGCAAAGAAUGUCUGACCUUUUCCUUAUUGAUGUCAACCUGGUAUAUACACUGCCGCUUUUAUUCUUUGGAGAAUUUAGUGUUAAAGAAGAUCUUGAAAAUCCAGAGGAUUGCUUAAUGUCUAUAACUAAAACUAUAAACGUACGAUGCAACAAAAAUUCGGCAAACACAAUACUGAAGUUGAGAAUUCUACUCGACAAAGUACUGGCGAACAAAGUUACGAAAACAUGCCCACAUUCUGUGAAACAGAGCCAAUUCGAAGACGUGGUUUUAAAAACCGUGAUUGAACUUAUUACAGCGGAAGAUGAACAAGCUGAUUACAUCGAAGAUGAUGUAUCAGGAGCAUCAGACGAUAACGGGCGUUAAUUUAUUUAUAUUAAAACUUUUUAAGAUUAAAUCUAUUCUAAAAAUGUGUAAUCCUUAAAAUUAAGUAAAACGUCGUUAAUGAUGUAUCUUUAAUCAAUCAUGAUGUAUCUUUAAUCAAUGAUGAUGUAUCUUUAAUCUAUAAAAUGAUGAUGUAUCUUUAAUCUCUAAAACGAUGAUGUAUCUUUAAUCAAUGAUAAUGUAUCUCUAAAAUGAUGUCUCUAAAUCUAGUCUAAUAAUGUGUAAUCCUUAAAAUUAAGUAAAACGUCGUUAAUGAUGUAUCUUUAAUCUAUAAAAUGAUGAUGUAUCUUUAAUCUCUAAAAUUAUGAUGUAUCUUUAAUCUCUAAAAUUAUGAUGUAUUUUUAAUAUUAAAAUCUAUAAGUUAUACCGUUAGUAUCGAUCAUUACACUACAAACGAUCGUCUAGUCAUAAUAAUUAAGAUUGAUAUUGUCAACUGCUAUCAUAAAUCAAUUAAAUAAAAAUACAUAUAAUCGA
Messenger RNA from Pieris napi, 5100 nucleotides. RefSeq names its product ATP-dependent DNA/RNA helicase DHX36-like. Gene Ontology annotation, molecular function: G-quadruplex RNA binding; ATP binding; DNA helicase activity. The record is from RefSeq and is a predicted model, not a curated record. Bases 460 to 4608 code for a protein of 1382 amino acids. Lineage: Eukaryota; Metazoa; Arthropoda; Insecta; Lepidoptera; Pieridae. Gene Ontology annotation, cellular component: intracellular anatomical structure; cytoplasm; nucleus. The transcript is spliced from 14 exons.